GCGAUGUAUUUCCUUCUACUACAUUGGCAUCAAUAUAAAAGAAGGCCGAAGAUGUCUAAUCAUCAGUUAUACCGAAGCAGCACAGACCUCUUGAAAAUGUUCAGAUUGGUGGUGUUGUUCACCGUAGUUGCCCUAGCCCUGGGCAAACCUGGUUUCCUCCACGGAGGUUUGGGGUAUUCAGCAAUCGCUGCUCCCGUAGUAGCUGCUCCUAUCGCAGUGCCCGCCGCUGUUAGCCACUCUUACAGGGCGGAUAUAAUCAGCAAACCCAUAGUAGCAGUUCCUUUAGUUCACAAGACAAUCGUAGCUGCCCCUGUCGCUUACGCUGCCUCGCCUGUCGUUGCUUAUUCUGGACAUCCGUGGUAAUAUUAAGAUUUCGGAAACUGUUAUGUGGAUAAUUAAUAAAAAUAAAAAAACUGUUCGUA
This is a messenger RNA of Anoplophora glabripennis (Asian longhorned beetle), 422 nucleotides long. RefSeq lists its product as uncharacterized. Lineage: Eukaryota; Metazoa; Arthropoda; Insecta; Coleoptera; Cerambycidae. The record is from RefSeq and is a predicted model, not a curated record. The transcript is spliced from 2 exons. The coding region runs from base 4 to 363 and encodes 119 amino acids.